UGUGGAUACGACUCGAAGGGGCCCAGAGGGUCCAUGCUGGGGUGUUGUGGAUGCGACUGGAAGGGGCCCGGGGGGCACAUGCUGGGGUGUCGCGGAUGCGACUGGAAGGGGUCCGGAGGGCCCAUGCUGGGGUGUUGUGGAUACGACUCGAAGGGGCCCAGAGGGUCCAUGCUGGGGUGUCGCGGAUGCGACUGGAAGGGGCCCGGGGGGCACAUGCUGGGGUGUCGUGCAUGCGACUUGAAGGGGCCCGGAGGGCCCAUGCUGGGGUGUCAUGGAUGCGACUGGAAGGGGCCCGGGGGGCACAUGCUGGGGUGUUGUGCAUGCGACUGGAAGGGGCCCGGAGGGCCCAUGCUGGGGUGUCGUGCAUGCGACUGGAAGGGGCCCGGAGGGCCCAUGCUGGGGUGUCGCGGAUGCGACUGGAAGGGGCCCGGGGGG
This is a messenger RNA of Volvox carteri f. nagariensis, 435 nucleotides long. RefSeq lists its product as uncharacterized. The record is from RefSeq and is a predicted model, not a curated record. The transcript has a single exon. The annotation marks the transcript as partial. Lineage: Eukaryota; Viridiplantae; Chlorophyta; Chlorophyceae; Chlamydomonadales; Volvocaceae.